Messenger RNA from Mauremys reevesii (Reeves's turtle), 576 nucleotides. Its product is annotated as putative olfactory receptor 14L1. Gene Ontology annotation, molecular function: olfactory receptor activity. The transcript has a single exon. Gene Ontology annotation, cellular component: membrane. The coding region runs from base 1 to 576 and encodes 191 amino acids. Gene Ontology annotation, biological process: G protein-coupled receptor signaling pathway. The record is from RefSeq and is a predicted model, not a curated record. Lineage: Eukaryota; Metazoa; Chordata; Testudines; Geoemydidae.
AUGGCAUAUGACCGAUAUGUCGCCAUCUGCCAACCACUGCACUAUGAUGCAAUGAUGAACAGCAGAGCUUGUGUCCAAAUGGCAGCCGGUGCCUGGAUAAGUGGAAUUCUCUACUCUAUGCUACACACCGGGAACAUAUUUGCAUUGACCUUCUGUGGAGGCAACCUGGUGGAUCAGUUCUUCUGUGAGAUCCUCCAGCUACUCAAGCUUGCCUGCUCCAACACAUAUCUUAGUGAAGUUCGGGUUCUUGUCUUUAGUGCGUGUUUAGUCUUAGGCUGCUUUAUUUUUAUCAUUGUGUCGUAUAUUCAGAUCUUCAAAGCAGUGCUCAGAAUCCCCUCUGAACAGGGCCGGCAUAAAGCCUUCUCCACCUGCCUUCCUCACCUCAUUGUGGUCUCCUUGUUUGUUUGCACUGGAGGCUUUGCUUACCUGAAACCUGCCUCCAACUCUCCAUCUCCUCUAGAUCUUAUGGUGACAGUUCUCUAUUCCGUAUUUACACCAAUAAUGAAUCCAAUUAUCUACAGCGUGAGGAACAAAGAGAUCAAAGCUGCCUUGAGGAGACUUAGCGGGUGUAGGUAA